AUGCUACAGCACUCGGCCUCGGCCGUCUACCUGCCACGGCGCCCGCGCGACUCUUCCUUGGGGCCGCGCACCUUCUCCACUACGAGUAUCGGCGGCGACCCAACCUACAAGACAGUGCAUGGGGUGCCUUUACAGACUUCUUUGACGUCUUCGAGUUCGACACGUCUUGGUCUGUCGGAUGAGGAAACAUGCAGUAGGAGCGAUGCCAGUUCCUGCCGCGCCGCCCAUAUGCAGCGCGCCAGCAGUUUUUUGGCUAGCCGUCGGGGCUCUUCGGAAGCCUUUGAGGACGCAUUAGAGUCUCUCGACCAUCCUCAUACCUCUGCAGAUCUCAGCAACGACUAUUCCGCUUACGCGUUUGCUCUCAAGGCUCCCCUGUCAGAGGCCCUCGCAAGCCAGGCGGAGUCCCCUACCCGCGCCUCCCCCACAAGAGCCCAUGUAGAACUUCUUAAGGCACAGACAGAAGCCCCAAACAGAGCUGCAAGAAAGACACUUCUAUGCUACAACACUGCAUCCAUGCUCAGGAGCAGCGGCAGAAGGACCGGGGGCAGCAGGGAGGCGGGAGCAGAAAGGGAAACCUGCGCAGCCACUAGCGAGCCUGCUCUCAGCAGCCCCACACCUCAUCCUGCCCUACAAAACAGUGCAUCCCAGCAGGAAGGGAAGGAUAAGGGAAAGGGAAGGCAGCAGGAGAGGUCCGCAGCAACCGCAGCAGCCGCCGCAGCAGCACACUCUGCGAGUUCAAGCCGGUGCUUGGAGCGAGGCCGCCCUACCGCUGCUGCUGAGCGUGAGGAAGGCUCCUUUGCCUCUUCUGGGUCCCCCAUAAGCCCAUCAGAAGCAACUGGAAAGCAGAAAGACGCUGGAGGGACACCCCUUCCCCGAGCAGCUUCACAGGAAACGCGAAGAGUAGAUGUACCCAGGCGGGCUAUUGGCAGGUACUCCUCAGUGCCGGCGUUUUCAGCAGCAGAUCGCGUCAGGAUUGACCGUUUCAAGGAGGGUCUACCUGAGUGCCUCAGCACACAGGAGGCCAUAAAGAAACAACGGAGAGCAGCGGAGGAGGAGCGCCUCCGGAGGCGCGAGGUGGGGCUAUCCGCGGCAUUCGGGUCAUCUCCUCUCACAUUGAGCAACGAGUUGGGAGAGGCUGUGGACUGGCGGUCGCUCUUAGAUGCAGCUGGCCUCGGAGACGUAGGAGAAGAUGAAAUAACGUUGGAGGCUGAAGAGCUGCACGCGAAGCUGCAGGAGUUUGCGCCCAGGGCGGGGCCGGGUUGGUGCCGUGCCCUUCUGGGCUGCUUGUGGCAGUGGCGGAUAUAA
This is a messenger RNA of Eimeria acervulina, 1305 nucleotides long. RefSeq lists its product as hypothetical. NCBI's taxonomy places the organism in Eukaryota, Apicomplexa, Conoidasida, Eucoccidiorida, Eimeriidae. The transcript is spliced from 3 exons. The coding region runs from base 1 to 1305 and encodes 434 amino acids. The record is from RefSeq and is a predicted model, not a curated record.